Molecule: messenger RNA, 1662 nt
Organism: Trichobilharzia regenti
Lineage: Eukaryota; Metazoa; Platyhelminthes; Trematoda; Strigeidida; Schistosomatidae
Source: the annotation of a GenBank genome assembly
AUGCCUAAUCUCGCGCGACAAGAUCCAUUGUGUGUACAACUAUUGAAAAGUCUUAUUCUAUGCAGUGAAAAAGCUGCAGUUAUUGCACGUCUAAUAAAAAAACAAACUAAUCUAUUUCAAAGUUUAAUUCAAGUGAAAGAUUCAAGUGAAGCAAAUUUACGAUUUAGUAUAGAUGUGAAAACCCUAGCUGAUGUAUUAAUUCAAGAAGUGAUAAAAUAUGAUUUAAAUUUACUGUUUCCUGGAUUCGGUGAAUCAGUAUUCGGUGAAGAGAAUAAUCGUUUCUCUAGUAAUUCAGGUAAAAGUGUUACAAUACAACUUACAACAAAAGAGAAUCUUGUUAAUUUAUUAGUCGAUGUUUUUGGUAAUAAUGAAGAGUUUGCCAAUGAAUUAAGUGAAAUUUGUUUUCAACCGUUGGAAUGGUUUAAAACACAGCUACCAGUGUGUAAAAUUUGGGAACAUCUUAUUGAAAGUUGUAACAAUUGCUUCAAUGGACAACAAUUAAACGAGAGAUUUAAUGAUCCGGGUACAUUUGGUGUAUGGAUUGAUCCAAUAGACUCAACAGCUGAUUAUGCUCAAGGUCGAUUCGAUAAAAUCCAAGCAUCCAUUACUCCGCCUACUACUGUUAGCCCAACUACUACUACCAACCCGCCAAAUUCAUCUUCCUCCUCGCCACCACCACCACCACCACCACCAUCAUCAGUACCACCAUCUCAAUCGGCGCACAUCGCAUCAUCACCUGUUACACAAUCUGCUACAGACGCUGAACAUUUAAAUCAAAUUAAUCAUUUUUUUGAAAAUCCAACAAGUUUAAUACGUUUCUAUCGUGGUGGACUAAUCAAUGUUACUAUCCUUAUAGGCUUAUUUGAUCGAUGCACAGGAGUCCCAUUGAUUGGUGUUAUUAAUCAACCAUUUUAUUUAAUUGAUUUAUCAGAAAGUGAAGUUGAUACUUUUCCUAAUUAUGGUCGAAUAUUUUGGGGUAUACAUGUGAUGAAUUUAGAAACUAAUUCAUUGAUUAUAAAUAGCAGAUCAAAUAAUUGUUGUUCACAAGCCUUAAUGAAUUCACCACCAGGAAAUUUACAAUAUCCAAGACAUUUACGUUUUCCAGACAAUUUUUUCGAUGUUCUCUGUCCAGAUAGAGUGUUCAGUGAAGGCAAACCGAUUUUAAAACUUGCUUGCAGUUCAGUGGAGUUUAGUCGAUUGACUAAUUUAUUUCAUGAUUACAGAGAUGAAAAUCUAGAAUUGGUCAAUGUUGUCUUGUUGUCAUCAUCUGGAGCAGGUUUUAAACAGUUAUGCGUUAUAUUAGAUGAAGUUGACGCGUUCAUUUUAAUGGAACCGAAUACAUUUGUCUGGGAUACAUGUGGUCCGCAUACAAUUAUCUCUUCAUUAGGCGGUGGAAUUAUCCAAUUGAAAUCAGCUUUAGAAUCGGUUAAAGCAUCAAUACAAUCUAUGCCAAACCAUUUGGAUAGUGUUAGACAAAUAAUAUUGAAUAAUUUGUUCAAAUUUCAAAUAACUUAUAAUAAAAUUACAAAAUCAACAGAUGAGAUUCAGACUGUCAAUUCAUCGAACCUAUCAAAAUGUUGUAAUCGUCAAGGUCUACUGGUGUAUAGAAAUCCAAUGUUAGCUAGUCAAAUAUUAGUUCACAUCGCAUUGAAUCAGAAAUAA